AGGUGCCGCCGGUGUACGAGCCCAAUAUUCAUGAUCCCACCACCAGGACUGACCUCAUGAAAUACUGGAUCCCCCUCUCCCUGGAUGACAAGACGGCCCAGAAGCUGCUGUGGAUAUCCGAGAGCAACCUCAAGGUGUCGCGUAUGUCAGAGGAGGUGUGUCCAUACCCCAUGAGACCGGAGAGAUAUGAGCAUUCGCCACAGGUGCUGUGUAAGGAGGGUCUGUUGGGGCAGAGAGGAUACUGGGAGGUGGACUAUGGCGGCUGGGUGGUGAUUGGGGCAGUGUACGAGAGCAUGGGCCGGAAGAAUGGGCCAUGUGGGCUGGGGGAGAACGAAAGCUCAUGGGGUGCAGGCUGGGCCGGCUCCUGCUACCACGUCUGGCACAACGGGGAGAAAGUGGAGGUCAAGCUCCCUUUGUGCAACACCAUGAGCAUAUACCUGGACCAGCCCGCUGGCAUCAUCAAAUUCUUCAUCGUGGAAGGAGAAGGGGAGGCGGAGAAGGCGGUGCGACUGAUACACAAGUUCAAAARUGACCUCAAAGAGAAGAUUCUGCCUUGUUUCUGGGUUGGCAGUAAAUCCUUCUGUUGGAUCCGGAAGAAAGAGYGACAGUAACAAGAAGGGUGUAGGAAAGGAGAGAUGGAAUAACYGGUCAGGGAWUUUGUAAGAGAGGGAGGUAAAGUGAACGAGAAGAUAUAUGUUUCWAAUAUUUGGAGAACAAGRACUGGUGUCAGAAUGCAGAAUUGAAGCAGAGAAUAAUGGAAURUUCACAACAUGAAAURAGUUGUAAUCUGUAAGAUUCACAUCAUGUCUAUGGUUUUAAGUGUUGCUGUUAUCCCUCUGUUGCAUGAGGACAACAUACAUAUGAAUUACUAGGUUAUAUUAUAAUAUUUAGAAUGACAAUUAUAUUGACUAUUWCUAUUUAUUAGUACUGUCAGUAGUUUUUGUUKCAGCACUAGUUUGUUAGUGUUAAAGUAGGGUGUGUAGUUUAAAUUCAUAGCUUGUAUCAUUUUAUAUCUGAUUGAACCAUGGUCAUGUAUGAAUGUGAUGAAUAAAUACAACUGUGUAACAGUA
Messenger RNA from Salvelinus sp. IW2-2015, 1070 nucleotides. RefSeq names its product tripartite motif-containing protein 16. The record is from RefSeq and is a predicted model, not a curated record. Gene Ontology annotation, molecular function: protein binding. Lineage: Eukaryota; Metazoa; Chordata; Actinopteri; Salmoniformes; Salmonidae.